AAAAAAAAACAUUAAAUAUUGUAGCUUUCCCUUCUGGUUCGACUUUUCUUCUUUUGUCUCCCAAAAUUUAGUUUCUCCUUUUAAGUCAGAUUCCUAAAUCCUAAAUCAUUCUUUCAGUCUUCUCUCUCGGCCUUCUUAGUUCAACAACUGUGUUAUCUCUAUGAACAGUUCCUUGGAUGAAGAACACAAAGUGAAAGUUGCUGUCUUUAAAUCCAGGAUUUGGUAAAUUCCCAUUGUUUCAUGGGCAAUUCUUGCCGUGGAUCUUUCAAGGACAAAAUCUGCGAGGGCAAUAACAAUAACCCUGAAGAUUACUCUAAAACCUCUCAUUCCGAUCACUCUCCCAACGCUGCAGACAUCAUUGCUCAAGAAUUCUCCAAAGACAACAACAACAGCAAAAAUCCAGCUCUUGUUAUUCCUUUAGGAGAACCAAUCAUGAGGCGUAACCCAGAUAAUCAAGCUUACUAUGUUCUUGGUCAUAAGACACCAAACAUUCGUGAUAUCUAUACCCUUAGCCGUAAGCUAGGACAAGGUCAAUUUGGAACGACUUAUCUAUGUACAGAGAUUGCCUCUGGCGUUGACUACGCUUGUAAGUCAAUAUCCAAGAGGAAGUUGAUCUCUAAAGAAGAUGUUGAGGAUGUUAGAAGGGAGAUUCAGAUAAUGCAUCAUUUGGCUGGCCACGGUAACAUCGUGACGAUUAAAGGAGCUUAUGAGGACUCGUUGUAUGUUCACAUUGUUAUGGAGCUUUGUGCUGGAGGUGAAUUGUUUGAUAGGAUUAUUCAGAGAGGACAUUAUAGUGAGAGGAAAGCUGCUGAGCUGACUAAGAUCAUUGUCGGGGUUGUUGAAGCGUGUCAUUCGCUUGGUGUUAUGCAUAGAGACUUGAAGCCUGAGAAUUUCUUGUUGGUUAAUAAGGAUGAUGAUUUCUCUCUCAAGGCUAUUGAUUUUGGGCUAUCUGUCUUUUUCAAACCAGGUCAAAUAUUCACUGAUGUUGUUGGAAGUCCAUAUUAUGUUGCUCCUGAGGUUUUGCUCAAACGUUAUGGGCCUGAAGCUGAUGUGUGGACUGCUGGUGUUAUACUGUAUAUAUUGCUUAGCGGAGUCCCGCCUUUCUGGGCAGAAACACAGCAAGGGAUAUUUGAUGCUGUGUGAAAGGGUGACAACCAAACAGCAUUAGACUUAUAUCUUCUUCUUUUUUGUAAUUCUUUUUCAGGUCAUCCAUGGAUCUGUGAGAAUGGUGUUGCACCAGAUAGAGCACUUGAUCCUGCUGUUCUGUCUCGUCUCAAGCAGUUCUCUGCAAUGAAUAAACUAAAGAAGAUGGCUUUGAAGGUUAUAGCUGAGAGCCUCUCGGAAGAAGAGAUUGCUGGCUUAAGAGAAAUGUUUCAGGCAAUGGAUACUGAUAACAGCGGUGCAAUCACAUUUGAUGAACUCAAAGCUGGGCUGAGAAAGUAUGGGUCUACCUUGAAAGACACAGAGAUCCAUGAUCUAAUGGAAGCGGCUGAUGUGGACAACAGCGGGACAAUAGAUUACAGUGAGUUCAUUGCAGCGACGAUUCAUCUCAACAAACUCGAGCGGGAAGAGCAUCUUGUCGCUGCGUUUCAAUACUUUGACAAAGACGGAAGCGGUUUCAUAACAAUCGAUGAGCUACAACAAGCGUGUGUUGAACAUGGCAUGGCUGAUGUUUUCCUUGAAGAUAUCAUCAAAGAAGUUGAUCAAAACAAUGAUGGAAAGAUUGAUUAUGGUGAGUUUGUGGAGAUGAUGCAAAAGGGAAAUGCUGGUGUUGGAAGAAGGACGAUGAGAAAUAGUUUAAACAUUAGCAUGAGAGACGCGUAGAGGUUGUUUUCCCCGGUGUUUAAUCUGCUUGUGCGAUUGUGACUGCAAAAAUGUUCUUUAUUCAUGGAAUCCACCACAUAGAAGGAGAAGAAAGAAGACCAAACCAGAUUCAUAGCUGUGGAUGGUUCGAGCUAAUGUUUAACGACUGUGUGAUUAAUCGUCAAGUAGCUUUGGAGGUUUUUUCUUUUACCUCUUUAUUGUUUGUUUGUUAUGGCCAUUGUUGAAGUUAGUGAGCUUUGUUCAUUAUCUGCCAUUGUUAAAACUUUGUUCACUCUUGUAUUUGAAAAUUGUAUUUGAAAAACAAAGUGUGUCUUUGUAUGCUAUGUCUAAGCAUUUUUAUUUUGAAAAA
Messenger RNA from Arabidopsis lyrata subsp. lyrata, 2173 nucleotides. RefSeq names its product calcium-dependent protein kinase 5. NCBI's taxonomy places the organism in Eukaryota, Viridiplantae, Streptophyta, Magnoliopsida, Brassicales, Brassicaceae. The record is from RefSeq and is a predicted model, not a curated record. Gene Ontology annotation, molecular function: calmodulin binding; calcium ion binding; ATP binding. Gene Ontology annotation, cellular component: cytoplasm; nucleus. Gene Ontology annotation, biological process: intracellular signal transduction; protein autophosphorylation; peptidyl-serine phosphorylation. The transcript has 8 exons.